Messenger RNA from Silurus meridionalis, 1707 nucleotides. It is a transcript of the gene casp23, whose product is annotated as caspase 23, apoptosis-related cysteine peptidase. The record is from RefSeq and is a predicted model, not a curated record. Gene Ontology annotation, biological process: proteolysis. The transcript has 11 exons. NCBI's taxonomy places the organism in Eukaryota, Metazoa, Chordata, Actinopteri, Siluriformes, Siluridae. Bases 73 to 1425 code for a protein of 450 amino acids. Gene Ontology annotation, molecular function: cysteine-type endopeptidase activity.
GAUAUAUAACAGUGCGCUAUUUUAAAAGUGGUCGGAAACAGUAAAUGUAAAAGUUAAGCUGCAGCACAAAAAAUGUCAGACCCAAACGAAGAGGACAGAGACUCCAAGGAUGCAGCACCUAUACAUUUCCGCAAUUUAAAUAUCUCAGAGACUGGAAAGAGAAAUUCUGAUGUCUUGUGUGCAGAAACUGCUGUUUUGUCCUGUGGUCACGUAAUGCCACCGGAUUACUUGAUUUCAUGGUGCAAGUACAAUCUGAAGCAGAAGACCGAAUUCACUUGUCCAAGAUUUGAUGUAUACAAGAAGGGCAUAUGUGGCACCAAAUUCUCUUAUCAGGACUUGUGCCAAAGCGUUCCACUGACUUCCUCGCUGAAGGAAUACUUUGAGGAGGGACUUGAAAAACUAACUGCAUCAAGAAUCUGCGAUUUUAAACCUUGUCCAGGAUGUGGGUCAUAUGUGGAGAGAGCGGAUCAGAAGAAUUUGUGUGUCCACUGUACUAUAUGCACUGCCAAGAUGGGAUGCUCCUAUGAGUUUUGUUGGAACUGCGGAAAGAAAUGGCCAGGAACAGUGCGAAAUGCUGUGCACUGCGGCAAUAGUGACUGCGGAAAGCCCGAGACUUCUCAAACAAAGAAAGAUUUACUAAAGUUGUGUCAGCCUGAGUUUAAGGAACAAAAACUUCAGACGGAAGAGAUAUAUUCAUCAAAGGAAAAAUCCAGUGACAGAAAGCGAAUAGCUAUGAUCAUCAACAAUGUUGAAUUUAGAGUAAAGCAGUACAGGCGGAAUGGAGCAGAAAAGGAUGAAGAGAGUAUGAAGACUCUGCUUGAAGCCCUGGGGUACAAUGUAAUAAUUUUGAAUGACCUGUCUGCAGAGGGGAUGGAGGCCGCCUUAAGAGACUUCUCACAACGUGAUGAACACAGAUAUUCAGACAGUACAUUUUGUGUUAUUAUGUCCCAUGGUGGACCUGAUGGGAUUCAUGGCAUUAAUGUUGAUGAUAAUGAACAUGACGUUUUUCCUGUGGACAAAAUAUUCCAAUACCUCAGCUCUGAGAACUGCCCUGGAUUAACAGACAAACCGAAAAUCAUUCUGAUUCAGUCAUGCAGAGGAGAUAAAGAAGGCCAUGUGUGGGUAUGUGAUACUGUAAAAACCACUAAAGGAAAAAUACAACACCGUGAAAAAGAUUUUGGAUGCUUUAGAUCCUGCACACCAGACACUGUGUCCUUCAGAAAUCCUGGUUCUGGCUCAGCUUUUAUCCAGAGCCUUGUGAACAUCUUCAAUGAAAACGCUUAUAAGGAUGACAUAAUGGAACUGUUCAGAAAGGUUGCUCACUGGUUUGAAAAAACAGCAAAGGAAAAUGACUUUCCCUAUCAAAUGCCAAGUUUGGACAGAACCACUCUUGUAAAGAAAUUCUACCUGUUUCCUGGGCUUUGACAUUACAGCUCAGGUUGCUGCCAUUUCCUAGGAAUUAAUUAGACUGUAAAAAGAGAUAAAUGUUAUGCAACACAUAUUAAACUUAACACACCUAUUCAGUACAGAUAAAAACAGAUGUUGUUUUACACUUCACAAUUCUGUACCUACUUCUAUUGGAAAAACAUUUCUAUAUAUAAUUGGAAACAUAAAGAUGUUGCUCUGAUGUGCUCUGAUUUUUAGUACAAGAAAGAAUUUUUGAUGUUUGUUUUUCUUCAUUAAGUAUUAAAGGUUUGAUAAACAAAA